Moneuplotes crassus is the source of this 2185-nucleotide messenger RNA. The record is from the annotation of a GenBank genome assembly. NCBI's taxonomy places the organism in Eukaryota, Ciliophora, Spirotrichea, Euplotida, Euplotidae.
AAUAAACCUCAUAUUCCUGGAACAGGAGUUAUGAAUAUGGAAGACAAGGUCACAAGUUUAGUUAAAAGAGUUACUCAAGCUAUAUUUGGGCUAUGAAAUCUCAGAAGUUACUAUCCUUGCUUUACAAACUCAAAGAUUGAAGAAGAAUUACAACAAAUGAUGCACAAGAAACAUCAGGACCAUCUUAACUUCGGAUGGCAUGUGGUAUACAUGUUGCAGCAUCUACUAGGACUUCUAAUCUUUGCAAGCUGAUUUAUGGAGGAUUGGUCAGACCCAGGGUUUCAGAUCCAUUUCUGUUUCAGCAUAUUUUUCACAGGUCUGGUCAAUGUUGUAAAGCUAGUCGAGACUCGACUCAAGAAAGCUGUCCAUUACUUCCUCCCAUGACUUCUAUUUUUAGUUGGAAACGCUCUCAUUAUUGAAAACUGUCUUUUUGAAGAAUUCAAGAUCUAUGAAAUGUGGAUUAUCUGGUAUAUGGAAGCGCUUGCCUUUUCAUUAUGUUACUGAUUCCAUCCAAUAUGAAUUAUAAUUCCAUUCAUCCUUGUCCAGUGUGAAUUUCUGCUAAUGGUUUAUCUGAAUUUUGGGAAAAUAAAUGGACCUUUGAUCACAGUCAUCAUAUUUUGAGUUUUUAUGUUCCUUGGAAUCUCUAUGUUUAUUUCCUACAUCUUUAAAAGCCAAAUCGAGCUUAUUUAUCAGAAUCAAGAGCUCUCUCAAACUAUAAAAUAUAUUCUGCAGGUUCUCCCCGAAGGUGUCCUCAUCAGUUCUUUCAAAAAUGGUAAACCCACAAUCAAAUAUGCCAACGAGAAGGCCCAAGAACAGCUGUUUGAGAACCAGCCUCUCGAAGACACUCCGACCAGUCGCAUCAAGCUUCGGUGCAAAGAGUCUCCGAAAUGAGACUUGAGUCUGGAUGCCUCCGAGUUCGACCAGCCAGCUAUCAAGAUAGGCAGGAUUCUCGACCAAAUCCAGCACGAAAUUGACAGGACCCAGGCUCCGGUGAGCAAGCAGAUCCAGGUCGAGGUUGCCGACAACACUCACGCCAGUCUACAGACCAGCUUCGUGUACACGCUGAAGUCGAUCCCUGUGAACUGGGACAAGUGCGACAGAGCCUACUUGCAUGUGGUCUCAGACAUUACUUCGCUCAAGGAGCUGGAGAAGCAGAAGGCCACCAACCAGUGCAUGCACAUCAUGUUCUCGAGCGUGUCCCACGAGUUCAGAACUCCACUGAACUCUUUUGCAAACACGCUGAAGUUGCUCGGAGUACACCUCGGAAACUUAAAUGACCAGAUUUGAAAAUUUCAGGUUCCCCCAACCGAGAAAGCAAGCCUUGAUGAAUGAUUUCACUCUUGCAGCAAGUUCUUGAAGGUGGGCACCAUCUCUGCCAAAGUGCUCGAGAACUUGGUUGAAGACGUUCUCGACUUUGCAAAGAUUGAAGCAGGAGUGUUCAGUCUCAGUUCUGAAACAUUCUGUGUAAAAACCCUGAUCGACGAACUCAGCUACAUCUUCCGAGUGCAGUGUGAGACCAAAGGCCUCCGCUUUGAGGUGUUCUGAGACCAAGAGACUCGAGACUUCGAGUUCUACAGUGAUCUGUCCAGGAUCAGGCAGGCCCUGAUGAACCUGGUCUCGAACUCGCUCAAGUUCACAUCAAACGGGUCCAUCCGAGUGAUGAUUACUCCUUUCAAAAGUCUGGAGAAUGAUGGUAAGUCCGGCCUCAAAUUCCAAGUCAGUGACACCGGAGUGGGGAUAUCGGAAGAAGACCAGAAGAACCUGUUCAAACUCUUUGGCACAGUCAGCAAGCACAAAGAGACUUUAAAUUUGAAAGGAACAGGUCUUGGACUCACAAUCACGCACAAACUUGUGACCUUGCUGGGAGGCAAGAUUAUCCUGAAAUCGGAGGAAGGCGUUGGAACAACUAUUGAGUUCACUGUCAAAGAGGCUACUAGAAUAAAUCAAGGUUUAGAAGAAAGUAAAGGAGAAAUUAUAAACCAAAUAAACCGGGAAUUUAACAUUAUACAUUCUCGCGGAAGAGGUUUCUCCUUGGAGUCAAAAUAUAACUCUCAGACAAGCGAAAAGGAGUACUGUGACAAUCUUGGCUACGUUCAAAACAUUCGUUCUAUGAAGAUAAAUUCAUUUGAAUUUAACAGCAAAUCAAUGAGAUAAGAUUUUUUAAAGGUGGAUAUUUUAAAUAACG